AUGUCUCCUGCAUUAGUAGCAACACCGGCAUCACCGCAGAGCAAGAUGAGCAUCACGAACGAACAUCCUGUUGAAAGCCAAUACCAAAAAGGAGUAAAACACCUGUAUGAAAUUGGCAUCAGGAGGGUUCCCCGCAAGUAUAUACUGCCAGUUUCGGAACGUCCAAAUCAGACACACUGGAAAACUCAUACGACCGAUGGCAGUCUUCAGCUUCCAGUCAUUGAUUUGUCAGGAUUGCACGGACCUAGACGUUCUCAAGUCGUUAGGUCUCUCGCCAGCGCUUGUGAAAAUUACGGGUUUUUCCAGGUUGUGAGUCACGGCCUUCCGAACGAGGUAAUCAGCAAUAUGAUGGACGUGACCAAGAGGUUCUUCGAGCUUCCUUCAGCAGAAAGAGAGAAAUAUAUGUCAGCAGAUAUGAGCAAGCCGGUUCGAUAUGGCACCAGCUUCAAUCAGCUAAAAGAUAGCGUCUUCUGUUGGAGGGAUUUCUUGAAAUUAGUCUGCAACCCUCUAGAAGAUGUCCUUUCUCACUGGCCUUCUUCUCCCAUGGACUUAAGGGGAUUGGCGGUUACCUACGCUAAAGAAACCAAAUUCUUAUAUCUGAUGAUAUUAGAAGCAAUUUUGGAGAGCCUCGGGCUAACAACCACGAAGAACACGACAGCUGAUACGGAUGACCAAAUCUUGAGUGAACUAAAAGAUGGAAGCCAGCAAAUGUUCCUCAAUUUUUACCCUCCGUGUCCGGAACCCGAUUUGACAUUUGGACUAAGAUCCCAUUCUGACUUUGGAAUCCUAACGCUUCUUCUCCAGGAUGAAGUUGCAGGGCUUCAAAUAAAGCAUCAAGGGAGAUGGCUCGCCGUUGAACCAAUCCCCGGCUCCUUCGUUGUCAAUGUUGGAGAUCAACUUGAGAUCUUCAGCAACGGCAGAUACAAGAGCGUACUGCAUAGAGUAGUUGUAAACUCCAGCAUGUCUCGAAUUUCAGUGGCUUCUCUUCAUAGUCUUCCAUCCCAAUCCGCGGUGCGCCCGGCGGAGAAGCUUAUAAAUCAAACAAAUCCAAGGCGUUACAGGGACACUGAUAUUGCUGCUUUUCUUCAUCACAUAAAAUCCUGCGACUACCAAGAGAAGGGUGUCCUGGAGUCCAGGAAAUUGACUUGAAUCAUCCAUCAGUCCAGGAAAUUAAAACUGAUGACGAGAUCGACUCUGUAUUUGACUUUUUGGGCCAUCAGUUAUUCAGAGACUGCUACUGUUUAGCUCGUGGAGUGGAGUACAUCUCUCGACAACCAGGGUUC
Messenger RNA from Coffea eugenioides, 1283 nucleotides. Its product is annotated as protein DMR6-LIKE OXYGENASE 2-like. NCBI's taxonomy places the organism in Eukaryota, Viridiplantae, Streptophyta, Magnoliopsida, Gentianales, Rubiaceae. The record is from RefSeq and is a predicted model, not a curated record. The coding region runs from base 1 to 1149 and encodes 382 amino acids. The transcript is spliced from 4 exons.